Messenger RNA from Lepus europaeus (European hare), 570 nucleotides. RefSeq names its product cytochrome c oxidase subunit 4 isoform 2, mitochondrial. The transcript has 5 exons. Gene Ontology annotation, biological process: mitochondrial electron transport, cytochrome c to oxygen. The coding region runs from base 19 to 534 and encodes 171 amino acids. Lineage: Eukaryota; Metazoa; Chordata; Mammalia; Lagomorpha; Leporidae. The record is from RefSeq and is a predicted model, not a curated record.
CUGCCACCAGCCACCGAGAUGCUCUCCAGAGCUGCCUGGAGCUUCGUGCUGCGAACAGGAGGGCUCGGAGCCCGAGGCACACACAGCCCAGGAGACGCAGCCCGCAGCGAGGGGAGGAUGCCGCCGUACACCAACUGCUAUGCCCAGCGCUCCUACCCCAUGCCGGACGAGCCGUUCUGCACGGAGCUCACCGCCGAGCAGCGGGCCCUGAAGGAGAAGGAGAAGGGCAGCUGGACCCAGCUGAGCCCUGCCGAGAAGGUGGCCUUGUACAGGCUGCAGUACCGGGAGAGCUUCGCCGAGAUGAACCGGCGCUCCAACGAGUGGAAGACCGUGAUGGGCUCUGUCUUCUUCUUCUUCGGAUUCACGGCCCUGCUGAUUUGGUGGCAGCGAGUCUACGUGUUCCCGGAGAAGCCCAUCACGCUGACCGACGAGUGGAAGGCUCGGCAGCUGCAGCGCGUCCUGGACAUGAAGGGCAACCCUGUGCAGGGCCUGGCCGCCCGCUGGGACUACGAGAAGAAGCAGUGGAAGAAGUGACCUCGAGCCCCGUCAGCGGCUCCCCCGGCCCCGCUU